AUGCCUGAACGGCAAAAUCUUGGCUCUGUUCCCGACCAGGAGAGCGACGCUACUUCUGAGACGGGAGGUGAAAUGGACAUUGAUUACUUAUGGCUUUCAAGCCGUUCCCUGUCACGUCUUUAUUUUGAAGUAGGAGGCACAAUCUGCCCUGGAUUCGAAAUCGGUUGGGUCAAUUCGAUCAAAGUCUGUCUUUACUAUCGCCAUCGCCUGAUCGGCAGCAUGUAUCUCAGAGACACGCCGUUAAUUCCCAAUGCCAAGAAGUACGUGAAAAUAGAAUGGGAUGACGACCAGGAACACGAAAUGGAUAUCCGCGAUAUGGUAGGAUUCAAGUCUCUUUUCGACGACAUCAUGCCAAAGAAGGGCGCCGACUAUUCAUAUGACGACAAGAAACGUAUGACUGCUGCUCUGAGCGUUUCCCCAAAUGGCCAUGUGCUCACAAUGUCGAUCGAUUUGGGAAACAUGCCUAGAAUGAGACCUGAAGUGAAGAGCGUCAAACUCUCUGGCAGGUACAUCGAAAUCAACAUGGAGAUAGUGAGCUCAAGCCCUCUCACACAACCAUUUGAAGGCGCGUCAGAGUUUGUUAUCAAGAAAGGUGAAGAUACUGUUGGAAAGUUGACGGGGUCGUUCUCAAUUAAGCCCGGUACAAAGGAAGUCUCCUUCAAUGGGACAAUUCGACGUGGAGUUUCUGGCAUGGUGACAUUGCAAGGAGACCAUUUCGAGCAUUGUCUUGACCACAAGACUUGGCAAAGUUAUAUUAUCAAGUUAUUCGAAGUCGAAAUUGACAUGGAUAAGGCUAUUAUCGACUAUGAACACGACGAGAGCGAUGAUGAAGAUGGAGAUGGAAGCGACGAGAGCGAUUAA
Trichoderma breve is the source of this 861-nucleotide messenger RNA. RefSeq lists its product as uncharacterized. The coding region runs from base 1 to 861 and encodes 286 amino acids. Lineage: Eukaryota; Fungi; Ascomycota; Sordariomycetes; Hypocreales; Hypocreaceae. The transcript has 2 exons. The record is from RefSeq and is a predicted model, not a curated record.